GAUUGUUUUAAAGAAAAUGGCAGACAAGCCAGACAUGGGGGAAAUCGCCAGCUUCGAUAAGGCCAAGCUGAAGAAGACGGAGACGCAGGAGAAGAACACCCUGCCGACCAAAGAGACCAUUGAGCAGGAAAAGCGGAGUGAGAUUUCCUAAGAGCCUGCAGGAUUCCCCACCCCCGUCGUCUCCGAGACCCCCCAGUCGUGAUGUGGAGGAAGAGCCACUUGCAAGAUGGACACGAGCCACAAGCUGCACUGUGAACCCGGGCACUCCGCGCCGAUGCCACCGGCCAGUGGGUCUCUGAGGGGACCCCCCCAAUCGGACUGCCAAAUUCUCCGGUUUGCCCUGGGAUAUUAUAGAAAAUUAUUUGUAUGUUGAAUGAAAAUAAAACACAUCUCGUGGCAUGGCUGGCGUGA
Chinchilla lanigera (long-tailed chinchilla) is the source of this 411-nucleotide messenger RNA. RefSeq names its product thymosin beta 10 (gene Tmsb10). NCBI's taxonomy places the organism in Eukaryota, Metazoa, Chordata, Mammalia, Rodentia, Chinchillidae. Gene Ontology annotation, biological process: actin filament organization; regulation of cell migration. The record is from RefSeq and is a predicted model, not a curated record. Gene Ontology annotation, cellular component: cytoplasm. Gene Ontology annotation, molecular function: actin monomer binding.